This is a messenger RNA of Perognathus longimembris pacificus (Pacific pocket mouse), 1964 nucleotides long. RefSeq names its product protease associated domain containing 1 (gene Pradc1). The record is from RefSeq and is a predicted model, not a curated record. The transcript is spliced from 5 exons. Lineage: Eukaryota; Metazoa; Chordata; Mammalia; Rodentia; Heteromyidae. Bases 967 to 1533 code for a protein of 188 amino acids.
UAGAAGGGCCAGAGGCUGGGCUGUGGGGGCUGCUCUCAAAGUCUGAUUAUCGAGAAGGUGCCGGGUUCUCGCUGUGCUUCUUGUUCUUGGAGCAAGUAAGGUCUUUGUUCUGUCCGAGUCAACUACUAACUCAAUCUUAUCUCCGUGUGUCCCCGUACGCUAGACUAAGGGAUGCAGUGAGUGCUUUCCUUGAACCCCGACUGGGACGGCCUUGUGCUAAAGUAAGCACCUUACAGAUGUGAUCAUCUGGAGGCGCGGGCACUAUUAUUGUUCCAGUUUUACAGAUAACGAUGAUAGAUGGGCUAAGAAAUAUGUCCACAGUGACAGACACAGUGGGAGCGAAGCGGGCGUGGCAAACCGCAUUGGCCUGCGCCCCCUGGUGGGCGUGUGAACCAGGCCGAGGCUCCUGCACCCGCCGGCUGUGUGCGCGCCAGCGGCGGUGGAACUGAGCCGUGAAGCCCCUGGGCACUUGACAAAUGCCUUCCCCCGAGAGGAUUGGGAGUGGAGAGGAUUGGGAACGCCAGGAGAAGCCAAGGCUGAUCUAGCCAUUCCAAGAGCCAACGGCCAGACCUUUUGGCAGCGGAAGAGCCCAGAAAGCCGCCCACUGGCGCCCUAUCCUCUCGGACCCACCCACUGCCAGUGAGGUCCCGGGGAGGUGAAUCUAUACUGAGAAACGCGGGGGCGGGGCUGCAAUGGGGGCCUACAGUUGCUGUUAGAGUUUGGGCCAAUCAGCCUUAGACUCCACUUCUCUUGGCCAAUAGGAAGUGGGCUAGGGCUCAGAGGCGGAAGGUGCGGCUACAUGAGCAGUCGUGAAAGCCAAUCAGCCGUGGACGUGGGUCCUGUCUGCCAACCAGCAGGGAGAGCGGGUCUGUGGGCGGGAGGCCGGAGCAGCUGUCAGGCUAAAGUCCGGCGAGCUAAGCGCGGCGGGACGGCGGAGGAGACGCGGCGCCCGGCCGGGCCCUGGAGAUGGUCCCCGGCGCCGCGGGCUGGUGUUGUCUCGUGCUCUGGCUCCCCGCGUGCGUCGCAGUCCACGGCUUGCGAGUUCAUGAUUAUUUGUACUUCCAAGUGCUGAGUCCUGGGGACAUUCGAUACAUCUUCACAGCCACACCUGCCAAGGACUUUGGUGGUAUCUUUCACACGAGGUAUGAGCAGAUUCAUCUUGUUCCUGCUGAACCUCCAGAGGCCUGUGGGGAACUCAGCAACGGUUUCUUUAUCCAGGACCAGAUCGCCCUGGUGGAAAGGGGGGGUUGCUCCUUCCUCUCCAAGACUCGAGUUGUACAAGAGCAUGGUGGUCGGGCUGUGAUCAUCAGUGACAACGCAGUCGACAAUGACAGCUUCUACGUGGAGAUGAUCCAGGACAGCACCCAGCGGACGGCUGACAUCCCUGCCCUCUUCCUGCUUGGCCGAGAUGGCUACAUGAUCCGCCGCUCCCUGGAGCAGCAUGGGCUGCCAUGGGCCAUCAUCUCCAUUCCAGUCAAUGUCACCAGCAUCCCCACCUUUGAGCUGCUGCAACCUCCCUGGACCUUCUGGUAGAAGCGUGGCUCCUGUAUUCCAGCCAUAAGUGACUCUGGGCUGAUGAAAGGAAACCCAGGAAUUUUGCUAUUUGCAAUUUGGGGAUAGCAUCUGGGAACAAGUGGAAGCCAGACAAAUGAAAGAAGCCUUAGCCAGGCUGAGGGAGGAAGGGACACUAGUAGCUUUCCCUUCCCUAGGGCCUCCAAGGACAUCCUAUGCUAAAGGAAGCGACAGACAAAAGCCAGGCCCCAAGGUCUUCUGGCUAAAAUCAAGCAAAAGGAGCUAAAGGCAGCAGCCUGAGUCACCCGACACCUGUCUUACCACCUACUUUGGCCGCCCUGACCCAGGAUUUCCUCACAGUGACCACAGCAACUGCUGGGGUCUAAGGAACUGGUAUCUGGGGACUCAAUAAACCCUCACUGACAUUGUAGCAAUAAAGUUUCUCAAUAGGG